AUGAAGAUGAAGACUUUGGAAGAGAUCUAUCUUUUUGCACUCCCUAUCAGGGAAUCUGAGAUCAUAGAUUUCUUCCUGGGAUCUUCAUUGAAAGAUGAGGUUCUGAAGAUCAUGCCUCUCCAGAAACAAACCAGAGCUGGACAAUGGACCUGGUUCAAGGCUUUUGUGGCCAUUGGUGACCACAAUGGCCAUGAUGGUCUGGGUGUCAAGUGCUCCAAGGAAGUGGCCACAGCUAUUCGUGGUAUUAUCAUUCUGGUCAAGCUAUCCAUUGUUCCUGUGAGACGUGGCUACUGGGGGAACAAGAUUGGCAAGCUUCACACAGUGCCCUGCAAGGUCACUGGACGAUGUGGAUCGGUUCUGGUGUGCCUGAUCCCUGCUCCUAGAGGUACUGGCAUUGUCUCAGUUCCUGUGCCUAAGAAGCUCCUGAUGAUGGCUGGAAUUGAUGACUGCUACACUACUGCAAGAGGCUGUACUGCCACUCUGGGCAACUUUGCUAAAGAUACUUUUGAUGCCAUCUCCAAAACAUACAGCUAUCUAACCCCAGACCUGUGGAAGGACACUGUUUACUAAGUCUCCCUGUCAGGAAUUCACUGACCAUCUUGU
Messenger RNA from Trichosurus vulpecula (common brushtail), 603 nucleotides. Its product is annotated as 40S ribosomal protein S2-like. Gene Ontology annotation, cellular component: ribosome; cytosolic small ribosomal subunit. Gene Ontology annotation, molecular function: structural constituent of ribosome; RNA binding. Bases 1 to 570 code for a protein of 189 amino acids. The record is from RefSeq and is a predicted model, not a curated record. Gene Ontology annotation, biological process: translation. Lineage: Eukaryota; Metazoa; Chordata; Mammalia; Diprotodontia; Phalangeridae. The transcript has a single exon.